GGUCUACAACUCGUUACCCGUACAUGCCCUUCUUUGCAUAGCAUUCUGUCUGCUUUAGUCUGCUCAUUAUGCCGGUCAUCAUGCGGCGGGCGAAUGACAAUCUCGUCUUCUACAUGAUUGUCGCUUUAGUCUGGCUGAUCUUCAUCUUUCAAACAGGCGUACCUUUCGCUGCGCGCAAGGAAGACGCCUUUGUCGCUAUGAAGCCGACGGUGCGUGAUAUACUGGUUCUGCUCAAUGCCACUUGCCCUGCUCUGAAUGCGCUCAAGUCGCUCUCUGGUCUGCAUGGACAAUACAUGCCUGUCGACUUUGCAGGAACAUUCAAUCCGAGCAUUGUUCCCCAUCCAUCAAAAGACAAGCGUUUCAUUAUCACUUCUCGCUACAUCAGUAAUGCUACUUUCAUGGGGUUAAAGACAUGCGAGGCCAAGUUUGAGUUUCAUGCUCUGGUGUGCGAGCCUGAAUCCAUACGGGAUGUUGUUGUCGAACAAACAAGCUCAAAGCAUUGCACAGACAAGGCGACGUCGAGUCUGGCAGAGCUACAAGGUCAAAGUGAUCCAAGAGUCUUCUACGGACCAAAAGGGUUGUACAUCACAUAUGGCCUCCAUUCGAAGUAUGCAUGCUUUGGUCAAGCCAUUCAAGACUUCAAUACAGUCUUCACACUCGAUCACGGUGUCGCUGACCCACAAACAUUUACCAAGCAAACCGAGAUACAAAGGCCAGACGCCUAUCACAAGAUGGAGAAGAACUUUUUCCUCUUCUUCCCUCAGAUUCAAGCCAACUCAAAACAACCCCUUGUGACGUAUGUCCAGCACGAUCUGCAGCCGAAACGCGUCUUUUCAGAUCUCAAGACGGAUGGAUCCGUUGGUGGCAACAUUGGCCUUCUCUCGAAAGAUGAGCCGUGUCUCAGGGCGCUUUUGCCCUCGCUGGACAGCUCGCAAGAUGAAAGCAUUCAUCAAUCGACCAAUACACUCGCAUUGACCCUUUGCAAUCGAGGUACCUGUACACCAGACAAUGACAAUACACUUCUCAUCACCAUUUUCCACAAAAAGAACUUUAAGUACUUUCACGCAGAGUAUGAGCCAUACCUAAUGGCCUUCUCGCCCAAUGCGCCAUUCGGUAUUGUUGGUAUAUCCAGCAAGCCAUUCUGGAUUGAAGGCCGAGGCGUUGCAAAACGCCCAGCCGGUUACAAAGGUCCCUAUGGAAGAACAGAGAUGCUCUACGUUGUGUCAAUGAGCUGGCGAAGUCCAAAACAAACAUAUCAAGGCUUCUUAGAUGACCCUGUCCUGUUGAGCUUGGGCAUUCAAGACGAGUCUUGUGCUGCAACUGAUGUUUAUGGAAGAGACUUGCUUGGCUGUCUCGCAACUUGUCCGUAAAGUGUCUCCAUGUACAUACCCUAUAGCGUAUCAUACUUUUGAAAAUCUACAAAAGAGCAUUGGCAGCCCGUCCAGCCUUGAUGAACAAGGUGAAGAUGGAUCCAAUACCAAAGAGGUACGUGAGAGAGCGAAGGGGACUCUUGCUGAGAUCAGUUGUCGUG
Molecule: messenger RNA, 1531 nt
Organism: Protomyces lactucae-debilis
Lineage: Eukaryota; Fungi; Ascomycota; Taphrinomycetes; Taphrinales; Protomycetaceae
Exons: 1
Coding region: 69-1370 (433 amino acids)
Source: RefSeq, a predicted model, not a curated record